Camponotus floridanus (Florida carpenter ant) is the source of this 1011-nucleotide messenger RNA. RefSeq names its product acyl-CoA Delta(11) desaturase. Bases 25 to 957 code for a protein of 310 amino acids. Gene Ontology annotation, cellular component: endoplasmic reticulum membrane. Lineage: Eukaryota; Metazoa; Arthropoda; Insecta; Hymenoptera; Formicidae. The record is from RefSeq and is a predicted model, not a curated record. Gene Ontology annotation, molecular function: iron ion binding; stearoyl-CoA 9-desaturase activity. The transcript is spliced from 5 exons. Gene Ontology annotation, biological process: unsaturated fatty acid biosynthetic process.
CUCAAUACAUUGGAAAAUUUUUUAAUGAAAUUUAAAGAAAUUGACGAAAAAGUGCCAGCGAAAAAACAACGUACAAUCGAUUAUAAAUGGGAAAUUGUUUGGAGAAAUGUCAUUAUUUUCAUUUAUAUUCAUCUUUCUUGCCUUUAUGGAUUAUAUCUAACUCUUUUUUAUGCUAAACUUUGGACGUUCAUCUGGCACUUCGCUAUUGGUAUCAUUUCGGGAAUAGGCGUUACUGCUGGCGCUCAUAGAUUAUGGUGUCACCGGUCUUACAAGGCAAAGUGGCCGAUGAGAUUUAUUCUUAUGAUUUUCCAGACUACUGCUUUUCAAAAUCACAUUUAUGAGUGGGUCAGAGAUCACAGAGUGCAUCAUAAAUUCACUGAUACUGAUGCGGAUCCAUAUAACGCAUGUAGAGGAUUUUUUUUCUCACAUAUCGGCUGGCUUAUGGUUCGCAAACAUUCAGACGUCAUUAGGAAGGGUGCGACGAUUGACAUGAGUGAUCUGGAUCAAGACCCUCUUGUGGUCUUUCAAAAAAAAUGGUAUCUAUAUUUGAUGUCAUUCUGUUGCUUUAUCGUGCCAACUGUAAUACCUUGGUGGACAUGGGGUGAGAAUUUAUGGUUUGCAUGGCACAUCGCCGUUGCCAGAUAUUGCAUAAACUUAAAUAUCACUUGGUCAGUGAAUUCCGCGGCUCACAUAUGGGGUGUAAAACCAUAUGAUAAAUCAAUCACCUCUACCGAUAAUGCUAGUGUUUCUUUCAUAACAUUUGGUGAAGGCUGGCACAACUAUCAUCAUGUCUUUCCUUGCGAUUACAAAGCGGCAGAGUUUGGAAAUUAUAAGCUUAAUUUUACUACAGCUUUGAUCGACUUCUGUGCUUAUCUAGGUUUAGCUUAUGAUUUAAAAACUGCAUCUGCUGACAUGGUGAAGAAACGUAUUCUACGAAACGACGAAAUGAAUUAUUAACUAAUCCAUUAAUCGUAUAAAAUAAAAUAACAUCAAUCAAUUUUUUAAUUUUUA